This is a messenger RNA of Dinoponera quadriceps, 2704 nucleotides long. RefSeq names its product glycerol kinase (gene Gk2). Gene Ontology annotation, biological process: glycerol-3-phosphate biosynthetic process; triglyceride metabolic process; glycerol metabolic process. NCBI's taxonomy places the organism in Eukaryota, Metazoa, Arthropoda, Insecta, Hymenoptera, Formicidae. Gene Ontology annotation, molecular function: glycerol kinase activity. The record is from RefSeq and is a predicted model, not a curated record. Gene Ontology annotation, cellular component: mitochondrion. The transcript has 12 exons. The coding region runs from base 312 to 2171 and encodes 619 amino acids.
CACGCAGCAGACGACGGGCAGCGAGCCGUCGGUCCACGCGCGCGACUCCGGGCGGUGAAAGCAUGGCGAGCGGACACGCGUCGCGCUCGAUCGUUCGCGUCCUCGUUGAGAACGUCGUUACCCCGGCUUCCGCUCGUCGUGUCCGGUGAGCACCGUCGACCUCCGGAUUUUCGAACGACGCGUGUCACCGGCGAAGAAGCGGAAUUCUCACUCGCUCGCGCGCACCGGAGGAGAGCGAAGAGCCGCGAGACCCGUAAACCCCGCGUGUCCGCGCGCGGUAAUCGGGACCGAACACGGCGCACCGUUGACUCAUGGAGCGCGAGGAUCCGAAUGGAAAUGCGACGGAGGACGUGAGGAACGAAGCUGCCAGGGCGGCCACGAGCGAGCGGGGCGCGCCGGAAGGCUCCCUGGAAAGCCCGAGGGUGCCGUUAGAGAUGGAGCAGUCGGAGACCGGUCGGAGAACCAGUAUUUUCAAGUAUUACUCCUACAAGAAUGCAGAUACAAUGUCGAACCCGGUGAAGAAAACGGGGCCCUCGGUUGGCGUCAUCGACGUUGGCACGCGGACCGUUCGCUUUGUGGUGUUCAAUGCGAAGCACGUCGCGGAGAUCGCGUCGCAUCAGAUCGACAUUGAGCAGAUCAGUCCGCAGGAGGGAUGGAUGGAGCAGGAUCCCAAGGAGAUCCUUUUCGCAGUGAAAGCCUGCGUCAAGGAAGUGAUUCGCAAAUUCGAUGUGCUCGGGAUGAAGAUCGACGAGAUUGUUACAGUGGGUAUUACGAAUCAGAGGGAGACCACGAUAGCAUGGGACGCGAAUACGGGCGAUCCGCUCUACAACGCCAUAGUGUGGUCCGACAUCAGAACCGACUCGAUCGUGGACCAGAUUAUCGCGAAAUUCCCGGACAAGAGCAAGAAUCACCUGAAACCUCUCUGCGGUCUGCCCGUGAGCCCGUACUUCUCAGCUUUGAAGAUUCGUUGGCUGAAGGAACACGUGCCGGCGGUGAGGAAGGCGAUGCGCGAGAAGCGAUGUAAAGUGGGGACGGUGGAUACAUGGAUCGUUUGGAAUUUAACGGGUGGCAAGGACGGUGGACUGUAUAUCACCGACGUAACGAACGCGUCGAGGACGAUGUUAAUGAAUAUAGAAACUCUCUCUUGGGAUCCCACGUUAUGCAGAUAUUUCGACAUUCCUAUGCAGAUACUGCCGGAGAUCAGAAGCAGCUCGGAGAUAUACGGCAAGAUCUCGAACGGUCCGUUGACUGGCAUUCCUAUAUCCGGUAUUCUAGGAAAUCAACAAUCGGCCUUAGUCGGGCAGAAUUGCUUAAAGAAAGGACAAGCGAAAAAUACGUACAGGAGUGGUUGCUUCUUACUUUGUAAUACCGGGCAUACUAGGGUAUACUCUUCUCAUGGAUUAGUCACGACCGUCGCGUAUCAAUUGGGUCCGAAUAACCCAGCUGUUUACGCUUUGGAAGGUUCGGUCGCGGUUGCGGGUGCCGCCAUCAAGUGGUUACGGGACAAUAUGAAGCUCAUAAAAGACGUUCACGAAAGUGAACAUCUGGCGCAAAGUGUUUUCAGUACCGGCGACGUUUACUUUGUGCCAGCCUUCACGGGAUUAUAUGCACCUUACUGGAGGAAGGAUGCGAGGGGGAUAAUUUGUGGACUCACCGCAUUCACUACGAAGCAACACAUUAUUAGGGCGUCCCUAGAAGCGGUUUGCUUUCAAACCAGGGACAUCCUCGAAGCUAUGUACAAAGAUUGCGGAUUUCCCCUGACGAAGUUAAACACGGACGGAAAAAUGUCAACCAACAAUCUCCUUAUGCAAUUGCAAGCCGACCUAUGCGGCGCACCAGUAUUUAGGUCAACUAUGCCCGACAUCACGGCGUUGGGUGUGGCGAUGGCCGCCGGACACGCCGAAGGAAUAGACGUUUGGGAGCUGGAAGGCGAGGACGUAGAAACAGUGCCAACUGAUACUUUCCUCCCGACUACCACGCCGGAAGAGAGAGACGCGAGGUAUAAGAAAUGGAAAAUGGCAGUGGAGAGAAGCCUCGGUUGGGCGGCGGUGAAGAUGUCCGACCAAAUGACAGAUGAACGAUACUGCAUGCUGGCGUCCAUUCCUGCCAGUUGGUUUAUAAUGUCGAGUUUCAUCUUAUUACGGUUAAGUCAUUACAUGGAAAACCGGUGACAGCGAAUUCACAUUACCGGAACGCAGGUUACUAGAGACGGCAAGGGUAGCCCUUGAAUACUUAAGAAAAUUUAGCGAAACAUUUCAUUAAGCCUGCUCACAUGCAACGAGACGAGAGCUUGAUAAGUAACAAGUAUUACGAAAUAUCCAGAGAUUAAGACAAAUCUCUUCAGCUUAAGUGUGUUUUACAUAUUUUGGCGCAUUUUAUCAAAUCAAAUUAUGUUCAGUAAUGGAGGACGAAAUGUAAUCGUAUACCAUUGGCUAUUGAAUUUACAAAUUAGUGAUUCAGCUGUUGAAAACGUUGUAUUGUAUACGCGUUUAUCCGGAUAAUUUUACGUUUUCGAAAUGAUGGUUGUUAAAAUAUACACAAGUUCAAUAUUUUGAACGUUCCUCGUCGCGUAAAUGUAGUCUCAUAUUUUAGUCAUUAUUUAUUAUAAAAGUCGCAUGUACAAUUUCAGUUCACACACACGUACAUACAUACAUACACAUAUAUAUAUAUCUCAUGAGACAUAAAAUAAAUACUUUCUGUUUUA